CGUGUGAGCGGGGUCGGGCUUCAGUGAGGCAGCAGCAGCAGUCAGGGGAAAUCUGGGAUCUAUCUCUGUGGGAGAGAAGGGGAGUCGGUGAAGACCCCCGCCCCCCCCCCCGGACCACACCGGACAGAACCCCCGUCUCCUCCGGAGGAUCCUCUCUCCUCUCGUCUCCUCUGCGCUGCCGGCCGCGGCUUCUCCGCCAGGAUUCCGCACAAGUGAGAGAGGUGAUUGACCUCGCUGCUGCGGUGGAGCUGGACUGAGCUGCGUCAACACACACCAAAGAUGGACCAGUUGUCAGAUGAGGAGGUGGAGGUCCGGGAGGGAGAGGAUGAGGAAGAGGAGGACAGCGAUAAGGACGACCAGGACCUGGACAAGAUGUUUGGAGCCUGGCUGGGAGAGCUGGACAAACUCACACAGAGUCUGGAUGACGGCCGCCCGGAGCGGCCUCCUCAGCAGAAAGCUCCCCUCAGACAGGAAACCAACAUGGCCAACUUCUCCUACAGAUUCUCCAUCUACAACAUCAACGAGGCGUUGAAUCAGGGCGAGAACGUGGAUCUGGACGCUCUCAUGGCAGAUCUCUGCUCCAUCGAACAGGAACUCACCACCGUCAACGCAAAACCCAACAGCGCCGGCGGCAUGGCUCGUCUGGGGCUCACCGACACCAAGGUCCGUCAGAAGCCUCCAGCAGGGCGCAGUGGCAGGCAGCAGCCAACGGGAAGCGGCGGCGGCGGCGGCGGCAGCAGUAAUAACAGUGUCAGCGGCGGUGGCGGCGGCAGCAGCGGGGCGAGCAGCAGCAGCAGCAGCACCAGGGCGUCGCCCGCCGGCACCAUCAGAGUGCCCGCCGGGCAUCACGGGAGGCCGGCGCUGGCUUCCAACUUCAGCCUGGACGACAUCACGGCCCAGCUGGAGAAGGCGUCCAUCAGCAUGGACGAAGCCGCUCGUCAAACCUCCUCCCACUCGCUCAGCUCCGCCUCCACCUAUACGUCGGCCACCAUGCGGCGACCCGGAUCCUCUCAGCGACAACAUCGACGCACCGGAUCCGUCGGCACAGUCAGCGAACACGAGGCGCGUUCCAUCGUCCACUCCUCGCGCUCCUCCGUCACCUCGGCCUCUGGGGUCUCGGUGAACUCGGCCUCGUCCAUGGACUCGCUGGACAGCGCUCUCCGCUCCAGCGAGUCGGACGGUCAGCCGCCGUCGGUUCAGGCUGAAGGAGCCGGUCCGGGCCAUCACAGCACAGAGCACUCGUAUCUGGACAGGGAAACUUCUCUGAUUCUGAGAAACAUUGCAGGGAAACCCUCCCACCUGCUGACCAAGGAGGAGCAGGCUGCCAAGCUGAAGGCAGACAACAUCCGAGUGGCCCUGGAGAAGAUCAAGGAGGCCCAGGUGAAGAAGCUGGUGAUUCGUGUUCACCUGUCGGACGAGAGCUCAAAGACCAUGAUGGUGGACGAGAGGCAGACGGUGCGACAGGUUCUGGACAGUUUGCUGGAGAAAUCUCACUGUGGAUACAGUCCAGACUGGUCCCUGGUGGAGACACUCAGUGAGCUGCAGAUGGAGCGGAUCUUCGAGGAUCACGAGAACCUGGUGGAGAACCUGCUGAACUGGACCAGAGACAGUCAGAACCGCCUGAUGUUCACGGAACGCAUCGAGAAGUACGCGCUGUUCAAGAACCCCCAGAACUACUUGUUGGGGCGGAAGGAGACGUGUGAGAUGGCUGAACGCAACAAAGAGGCUCUGUUGGAGGAGUGUUUCGGCGGCAGCUCGGUGUCCGUCCCCGAGAUGGAGGGAGUGUUGUGGCUGAAGGAGGACGGGAAGAAGUCGUGGAAGAAACGCUACUUCCUGCUCCGAGCCUCUGGCAUCUACUACGUUCCCAAGGGCAAGGCCAAGGCUUCCAGGGACCUGGUGUGUUUCCUCCAGUUGGACCAUGUGAACGUUUACCACGGUCAGGACUACAAGGGCAAGUUCAAGGCUCCUACAGACUACUGCAUGGUGCUGAAGCACCCUCAGAUCCAGAAGAAGUCGCAGUACAUCAAGUACCUCUGCUGUGAUGACGUCAGAACCCUCCAACAAUGGAUCAACAGUAUUCGCAUCGCCAAGUACGGGAAGCAGCUGUACGUCAAUUUCCAGGAGGCGAUGCGGAGGACGGAGGCGGCCUACGACUGGUCGUCCCUCUCGUCUUCCUCCAUCAAGUCCGGGUCCAGCUCCUCCAGCCUCCCAGAGUCCCAGUCCAACCACUCCAGCCAAUCGGACAGCGGCGUGUCGGAGAUGACUUCAACGGGCCACACCCGCUCCCAGAGUGUGGUCAGCUCCAUCUUCUCUGACGCCUGGAGGAGAGGAACACAAGGAGAGAUGAUGAGGAUCGACCCUAUCAGUAGGCCAAUUCCUCUUCAGAUACCCAGCCUUUCCCCCCAGCAGCUCCCUCUCUCUCAGCCUCAGACUCCGCCCUCCAGGACCAGCUACACUGAUGGCCUUAUCCCAUCUGAGGAUUCCGAAUCCCCGUCACCGCCCUCGCCUCCUCCGCCACCACCACCUCCCCUUGGGUCAAGCGUGGCCCAUCAGCCGGCACCUACCUCCUCAUAUGUCAAGUACAGCACGCUGGCCCGCCUGCAGAGCCAGAACCAGUCCAGGACACAGCUGCCAGGAGCGACACCACCUGCCCUUCCCAUCCAGUCAACCAAACCAAACUACAAUACCCUCCCACCCACUUAUAGCACCUCCCCUACAUUGCCACCAUCCCCUCCCCCUCCUCCUCCACCCACAGCACCAGUUCCUGGCUCAGCCAUGGCCGCAUUGAAAUUUGGUCCACCAAGCCCCUGCUCUGGUCUCCCACCACCACCCCCACUGGAGGAGGAAGUUCACGAGGCCUUCUACCUCCCACCUCCUCCACCGGAACACAUGGACGCCAAUGGGUUGCCGCCUCCUCCCCCUCCAGAGCCCAAUACCUGUCCUCAACUCUGCAACAGUGGCCUCCAGGAGUUCCUGGCACAGAAGUUCCCCAACAUGGUGUACGAUUUCACUGCAUCCGAAUCCGACGAAAAUGCUCCUCCUCCACCUCCAGCUGAGCUUUCUCCUCCCACCUCCCUGCAAGCUCUUCGGCCUCUGUCCCCCAGUGGACCCCCUCGAGCACCUCCCAAAACAUUUACUGGUGGUUUUCCCCCUCAAACUGCUCGCAAACCUUCAGGCCCCUCUUCCCUUCCUAUCGCCCUCUCACCUGUGUCACCAACACCGCCCCACGUUUGCAGCGGCUCCUUUAAAAAGCAGCAGAGUUUCUCAACGGGACAUUCCCCAAAUCAGCCGCCUCCGACUCUUCCAAAGCAGCACAGCCUGUCCUCCAAAAACCUGUCCCUCUCUCCUUCUUCCUCCUCGUCUUCUGUAUCCAUCGCGGCCGCUACCUCUUCUUUGGUAAAACAGAUUGUCAAUCAGUUCCCAGGAAAUGCUGCCUCUUCUCUUUCUGGCUCCAACUCCAUGGAAGGAUCGAAGUUCAUUACUCCUCAGUCUCCUCCAGCGGUCAAGGCCAAACCAAAGUGGCAGCCAGGAGGAGUUGUAGCUCCACAGUCACCAGAGUUCCCCCCACCUCCUUGUGACAGCUCCUUAGAAGAUUUUCCUCCUCCUCCAUCUUCAUCCCCCUCCAAGACGGGCUCCCCCAUGAAGAAGUCGCCUUCCAACUCGUCCACAGGAUCCAACAAGCGAGGGCCCCCACCAGCUCCACAGAGAGCCUCCUCCAUCCGGGCCGGUUCAGGCGAGACCCAAGAUGAGAGGCCAAAGAAAGUUGAGAGCCUGGUCAACAAAUUUGGCCAAGCUCCUCCGACAGGUACCUCGUCCAGUUCCUCGUCAGCAACUGGGUCUCCUUCAAAAGAUUCCUCUGCACUUCCUGCCCCACUGCCUAAGCCAGGAAAGCUGAACUUGGCGAACCUCCCAUUGGUGCUCCAGGGGCUGCAAACAGGCCAGCACCAUCAGCCUACAGACUUCCCAUCCCCUCCUCCCCCACCUCCUCCUUGCCAGCCACCUCACCUUGACUCAUCUCCCGACUACUUCCCGCCGCCCCCCAGUGACUACGAGCUCUUCCCUCCUCCUCCCCACCCGUCAGAGUUCCAUCAACCCCCUAAGGUAGCCGUGGUUAAUCCCCAGCCUCAGAUGCAGCAGCAUCAACAGCCUGCGUCGUCCACCUUGUCGUCGUCGUCAUGGAAACAAGGCUCGCUGAAAAAGGGGGCAGUCCCUCCUCCAACCCUGAACCGGCGGAGCAGCAACACAACCCAGUAUGACAAUACGAUGUCAUUGCCUCUCUCGCCGCCGCCCCUGUCUCAGACACCACCUCCUUCCCUGUCCUUUUACUCUUCCUCCUCCUCCUCUCCUGUCCCCCCCACCUCCCCAAAGUCAGCAGGGCCGGGCUCCCUGACGCUAAGGCCUCACUUCUUGGAAGACCUCAACCGCACCUUGAAGAGGAAGUCGGUGUCUCGCCACGGCUCUCUCACCUCCUCCAGCCUCAUCCCCUCCUCAAAGAUGGAGCCCGUGGGCACUAUGGACGACAUGGCGCUCCUCCCGCCACCUCCUCCGGAGCUCAUGCAGCAGCAGGGCGUCCGAGGACACUCCCAAACUUUGUCUCGCCACCACACACACUCCCACUCCACCAAACAUGCCAACAUCUCAGGCUAUGCAACGUUGCGGCGGGGCCCACCUCCCGCUCCUCCGAAAAGGGACCAAAGCACCAAACUGACCGGCGAGUGGUAGUGAGCAAGGACACUGGGUGGAGCCUAAACAACUAAAUUGACUAUUUAGGUCUCAUCGUUUCUGCAGAGAAGAAAUAAUCAAUGUCUGUCUUGACUUGUCCGUCUCCCCUCAUCCUAAACCAUCAACCCUUGAAUUUCUGAGCAAGUAGCAAGCCAUGUUUCCUACUCUUAAUCUCAGAUAAUGAUUGUUCCUAUUAUCCUCAUUAUUACUAUCAUUACCAAUACAUGUUUAAUCCAAUGACAUGAGUAAAAAAAAAAUCUCUAUAUAUAUGUAUAUAUAUCUGUAUACAAGCAAGUUGGAAAAUCAUCUAUCAAGCUUUUUUCACAAUGUCUGUGCAGCUUUGCAUUGAAAUAUUCAAAAAGACGAGACUUGAACGAUGACGGCAACAGAGACAAUUUGCUGCAAAACGACUGGUACUGCAUGGAGCCGCUGCAACAGGAGGAACGUUACC
Molecule: messenger RNA, 5173 nt
Organism: Scophthalmus maximus (turbot)
Lineage: Eukaryota; Metazoa; Chordata; Actinopteri; Pleuronectiformes; Scophthalmidae
Gene: raph1a
Product: Ras association (RalGDS/AF-6) and pleckstrin homology domains 1a
Exons: 20
Coding region: 280-4722 (1480 amino acids)
Biological process (GO): signal transduction
Cellular component (GO): cytosol; plasma membrane
Source: RefSeq, a predicted model, not a curated record